CCCCUCACGCGUCGCUGCUAAAUGUGCCCGCGUGAGCGUCAGUGGGAGUCCCCUUCACUGGGUCCCUUUGCAGUAGUGUGGACUGGAGAGUUGUAGAGAGAGCCGAGCAGAAGCGUGAACAAACAGAAGUAGUGCCAUAAAGUGAACAUUUGACACUAGCGCAAAGGUUUUUACUUUUACCGCGUGGAUCCGUCUUGUACUGCCAUCAGAGAGGGACGCCGAAAGCUUACAACGCGCGCGCGUCAGCUGGCAUGAGCUAACCCACCAGACAUGGAAACCAAACCUUUCUUGUCAUUGGGGUUCCUGAAACCCCAGUGCUCGAUACCACCGCCACCUCAGAGAGGACGAGCAGAAGCAUGCACGUGUUUCAGCGGAAUGUGUGCCCUUCAUCAACGCAGGCUUUCUACAGACUUGUUAAUACCAAGGACCCCCCAAUGUGAUGAUCCCUUUAGACGGACUCCCUUCCUAAAAUAUAAAGACUCCUCGGGACAGGUGACAGCCUCUCCUCUUAGCUCACCCACGUCCCACCGGGGGAUGCAUCCGUCACUGCUGAGCCCGACUUCAUUGGGCCCCUCGGGGUCUCUGCACUCCCCCAUCAGCUCUCUGAACUCCCCCAUGAACGGCCUUGGCUCUCCCUUUUCUGUCAUCAGCUCGCCCAUGGGGCCACAUUCCAUGGCGUCACCCGGGAUGGGCUACGGCCCCAGCAUCAGCCCACAGUUGAAUUCGCCCAUGAACUCUGUCAGCAGCUCAGAAGAUAUCAAGCCGCCCCUGGGCAUCAACGGUGUGAUGAAGGUGCCAGCCCAGCCCUCGGGCACCCCUCUUUCCCUCACCAAACACAUCUGUGCCAUCUGUGGCGACCGCUCCUCAGGUAAACACUACGGUGUGUACAGCUGCGAGGGGUGCAAGGGUUUCUUCAAGAGGACUGUGCGUAAGGACCUGACCUACACUUGUCGAGACAGCAAGGACUGUAUUAUCGACAAACGCCAGCGCAACCGCUGCCAGUACUGCCGCUAUCAGAAGUGUUUGGCCAUGGGCAUGAAGAGAGAAGUAUUAUUACAUACAGCCGUCCAGGAGGAGCGCCAGCGAGCCAAGGAACGCAACGAGAACGAGGUGGAGUCGACCAGCAGUGCAAACGAAGACAUGCCUGUGGAGAAGAUCCUGGAGGCGGAGCUUGCUGUGGAGCCCAAAACGGAGACUUACAUUGAAACCAAUGUACCGAUGCCCUCAAAUUCACCCAAUGAUCCAGUCACGAACAUCUGUCAGGCCGCAGACAAGCAGCUCUUCACUCUCGUGGAAUGGGCCAAGAGGAUCCCGCAUUUUUCCGAGCUCCCGCUGGACGACCAGGUCAUUCUUCUACGAGCAGGAUGGAAUGAGCUCCUCAUUGCGUCAUUUUCACACCGUUCAAUAGCAGUGAAAGAUGGGAUACUGUUGGCCACAGGACUGCACGUGCACCGGAACAGCGCCCACAGUGCCGGAGUAGGGGCCAUAUUUGACAGGGUGCUGACGGAGUUGGUGUCAAAGAUGAGAGACAUGCAGAUGGAUAAAACAGAGCUAGGAUGCCUUCGAGCCAUCGUCCUCUUCAAUCCAGACUCCAAAGGCCUGUCAAACCCAGGUGAGGUGGAGGCGCUGAGAGAGAAGGUCUAUGCCUCUCUGGAAGCCUACUGCAAACAGAAAUACCCUGAACAACCUGGAAGGUUUGCUAAGCUGUUGCUGCGGCUCCCUGCCCUGCGUUCAAUUGGACUGAAGUGUUUGGAGCAUCUGUUCUUCUUCAAGCUCAUAGGGGACACUCCCAUCGAUACCUUCCUCAUGGAGAUGCUAGAGGCGCCCCACCAAAUGACAUAAUGACAUAACGCCCUCCUGUCACCAGGGGACACACACAAAAGGGUCUGCCACCCCAAAGGCCCCUUAGAAACUGAACACGUGACACCAUUUGCCAGAGCAAAGGAACUUUUAGAACCAUUACACAGUCAUGACGUCCGUGGGUCUGUUUUAUACUUUGUAUAAAGAUAUAAAUAUAUAUACAACACAUAAGAAAAAAAUGACAAUGAACUUCAAGCCCACAGACAACAGUGGACACGGGUUUACCAAACCAUUCUUCAAUGUGUACAUAAGAAAAAAAAGAGAAAAAAAAAGGAUAGAUUUAGUGGAGGUGUAGUAAUUGCAGGAAUGUCUUACGCAGGGUCAUGUACGUUGGGAUACAAUGGGUUUUAUAGGAAGGGAUCAAGGGGGCGUAACCAGCCUCAUUCAGGAUUGGAUAGGGCCAUCCUGGCCUGGCAUGUCAGAGCACAUGAAGACUUAUGGGAGAUGAUGAUGAUGAUGAUGAUGGUAAUGCGGGUUAUAAUCCAGGUUUCUAACACAAACAUUGUGUUUUCAGCUCCUGAUGGGAGUUUUUGCGAUUACAAUCCUGCUCAAAUUGCCGUUUUCCCCUCAAGCGGGCUGUCCCUGAUAGAACGUUCUUGUAAUUACUGUCAUUUAAGAAGCGAGUUUGCUCUGAACCAAGUGAGCAAUCACAGUUCACCCGAGCAUCAUCAGUGGUGUGUGGGAGACGCAAUAAGGACGUGACUUCAGGAUCAGACAGGAAGGGACGCCUGAGGUCGCCCUAAUGAGCCACCCUGAGUUUUGGAUUAUGAUCAUUCACACUUAUGCAUUUGAAACAUGAGCUUUUAAAAAUCCAAUCUGCCUGUUCUCACAGAGCCCAUGAUGCUGAACGGCGUAAACUAAGGACGCUUAUAGUGGACAUCCUGCCAACUGUAAUCCGCCCACAUGUCCCACUGUGUCUCGUCUGCAUAACAAUUCACCUCAAGCGGUUUUCCAAACGAGCUCGACACUUGUACAGUUUAUUACAGCCAAUUCAGUAUUGGUAUCCUGUAUUUUUUUGGAUGCUUUUUCAAAAUGUGUGCCGUUACCUCUCUUUCAGUCACUUUUACUCUGGUAUAUCGAGUCUUUUCUUGUGUCCCGUGUCCACUCCUGCGUCAGCCGUUCGCACGAGCUGCCUCAUGCAUUCAGGUCUUGCAAAUCUGUGUUAUCAUUAGGAUGUUUCUAAGCACUUAACCUCAUGUUCAGUCUCAUUGUUGUGUUUUCGGAGCUGCCUUUUUUAUGAGGUAUCAUCUGUUUCCUGGGUCUGUAAUUUGCCAUCUUCAGCAUUUUCUUUAUUUCUGUAUGCUGCUGCUACUGCUGCUGCUGAACUAUGCAUUUAGCUUCUUUUUUUUUCUUUUCCCCAAGACUGUCCGUAGUGAGGUUGAUUUUCAAACUCUGGCAACGAAAGACCACAUGUGAACAAGGUUACACCGCUAGGACCAAGAUCCGGGUCUCCAGCAGUUUCGGAGUGGAGCAGUAGAGAAUAAUACUGAGGCAAUGGGAGAGCUGAGACUUCCACCUAGUGGUGGAGAUGCAGCACUGCAACAUUACUUGAAUUUUUUACAAGUAUUUAAUUGGAUAAAAAAAUGGCACUUUUACGUGAUAUUAUCCGUGUUUGUUUUUGUUUGAGUGCAGUCUCACAAGGGUCUUCAGCAAUAGUUUGAUUUAGAUCACUCGAAAUGGUUUAUCCAGAGUGAAGCCCAACCAACUCCAGUCAAUGCUGUUUAUUAGGAUGCGGCUCUAUAAUUACAUUUCUAAAAAUCAGCUUUUCGUCCUCUUAACUCUUUUCCUUUGCGUGGCAGGUGAUUUUGAAUGGCUUCACUAGAAUUUGUAAUGAAUUAAUAUUUUGGAUCACCGGUAUCUUGAAGCCAUAUUCAGGUUUGAGAUAAAAAAAAAUAAAAAAUAAAAAACAUUCUCCUGUUGGAAAUGGAGUAAUGCAGAAAUGAUAACCUAGAUAGAAUUAAUACAUACGCAAAUGCUUUAUAACAUAAAGCUCUAUUUUGUCUAUAUGUAAAUGUGUGUAUAUUUCUAAAUAUGAAAGUAUAUAAAUCCAUUCUUUAAAUGUUUCCAAACAAUGUUAUUAAGGGAGCCAAGCGUUUUUCUUAAAUUGACUAAAACCAGGCCUAAUUGCACUGUUGUAUUCUUAGAUACUAGAAAUGUUUUUAAUUGCUGAAGCUUUUGUGUUCAGCCUUGAAUCACACACACACACACACACAAAGUCAAAUUUGAAACUAAUACCAGCAGUUCAGAGCCCUAAGAAAAGAUCAUACACCAGCUCCUUGACUUAUGAAUCAUUUUCUGUUCACAAAACCUCAGACAAAUGUCUUGUUUGUGAAAAAAUCUGUUGCUUAGCCACUUUUUCGCCAUUUAAACUAGCGAGGAUAAACUUUGACCCUGACACAGUCACCGCUUCAGUCGUCACCGAGACACAACCUUUUAAAAACGUUGAGAAAACUAUAGGAAAAAAAAUCUAUUUUUGUACAAAUGUAAUUUUAACCCUUGCUUCUAUCCUCCCUUCCUUCCUCUUUCUGUGGGCUGUUGUAUACAUUGUGUAAAUGUUGAUUUGAAGUGGGAAAAUUCAAAUCUGAGCAUUUGAAAGUGGAAUUUUGUGGGGGAUGAUGUCAAUUCCGACACCUUCCCUCUUUUCACCUCAACUUUGCCUUUUGGUUUCCUUCUUUCACCGUCUCAGAGAGAAGGAUUGUCCUCUCAUCAUAUUUUGUCUUAUUUUUAAGGAAUUUAAAAAGUCAUCUGUUCUACUUUGUGGGUUGUUCUUUGAUGUUUUGUCUUUCAAUCAAAUUAAACGUCUAAUUAAAAAUA
Carassius auratus (goldfish) is the source of this 4674-nucleotide messenger RNA. RefSeq names its product retinoid X receptor, alpha a (gene rxraa). Gene Ontology annotation, molecular function: sequence-specific DNA binding; zinc ion binding; nuclear steroid receptor activity. Bases 271 to 1842 code for a protein of 523 amino acids. The transcript has 12 exons. The record is from RefSeq and is a predicted model, not a curated record. Gene Ontology annotation, biological process: regulation of DNA-templated transcription. NCBI's taxonomy places the organism in Eukaryota, Metazoa, Chordata, Actinopteri, Cypriniformes, Cyprinidae. Gene Ontology annotation, cellular component: nucleus.